AUGUCUCUCUCUAUACUCCUCCUCACUUUUACCCUCAUCUUACUCGCCUACCAGCUCUACCAAAAGCUCCGAUUCCGCCUGCCUCCGGGACCGCGGCCGUGGCCGGUGGUCGGAAACCUCUACGACAUAAAGCCGGUGAGAUUCCGCUGUUUCUACGAGUGGGCACAAACUUAUGGCCCAAUCAUAUCCGUCUGGAUUGGAUCGACACUUAAUGUUGUAGUUUCUAACACAGAAUUGGCCAAGGAAGUGUUGAAAGAGCACGACCAGCAGUUGGCGGAUAGGCAUAGGAGCAGGUCGGCUGCUAAAUUUAGCAGAGAUGGACAGGAUCUGAUUUGGGCGGAUUAUGGACCACACUAUGUUAAAGUUAGGAAAGUUUGUACGCUUGAAUUGUUUUCUCCUAAAAGGAUUGAGGCAUUGAGGCCAAUUAGAGAAGAUGAGGUCACCGCUAUGGUGGAGUCUAUCUAUAAGGAUUGCACUAAUCCUGGUAACUUGGGAAAGAGCCUACUAGUGAAGAAAUAUCUAGGAGCUGUGGCAUUCAACAACAUAACAAGACUUGCAUUUGGAAAGAGAUUUGAGAAUUCUGAAGGGAUAAUAGAUGAGCAAGGACUGGAAUUCAAGGCCAUUGUUGCAAAUGGAUUAAAACUUGGCGCAUCUCUUGCCAUGGCUGAGCACAUCCCAUGGUUGCGUUGGAUGUUCCCACUUGACGAAGAGGCAUUCGCCAAGCAUGGAGCUCGUAGGGAUCGUCUCACACGAGCUAUAAUGGAAGAGCACACCCUUGCUCGCCAAAAGAGUGGGGCCACCAAACAACACUUUUUUGAUGCAUUGUUGACACUUCAAGAGAAAUAUGACCUUAGUGAGGACACCAUCAUUGGUCUUCUCUGGGACAUGAUUACUGCAGGAAUGGACACAACUGCAAUAUCUGUUGAAUGGGGCAUGGCAGAGUUGAUCAAGAAUCCAAGGGUUCAACAAAAGGCCCAAGAAGAGCUAGACCGCGUGAUUGGAUAUGAACGCGUGAUGACUGAACAGGACUUCUCAAACCUUCCCUACCUUAUGAGUGUGGCUAAGGAAUCCCUCAGAUUGCACCCUCCAACUCCUCUCAUGCUUCCUCAUCGUGCCAAUGCCAACGUCAAGAUUGGUGGUUAUGACAUCCCCAAGGGAUCAAACGUGCACGUCAAUGUUUGGGCAGUAGCACGAGACUCUGCUGUGUGGAAGAACCCUUCAGAAUUCCGACCAGAGAGAUUCCUUGAGGACGAUGUUGAUAUGAAAGGACACGAUUUUCGACUUCUGCCAUUUGGUGCUGGAAGAAGGGUAUGUCCUGGUGCACAAUUGGGCAUCAAUUUGGUUGCAUCCAUGUUAGGCCACCUCUUGCACCAUUUCCAUUGGGAUCCUCCUAGUGGGAUGACUGCAGAAGAGAUUGAUAUGGGAGAGAGCCCUGGUCUGGUCACCUACAUGAGGACUUCAUUGCAGGCUGUACCUACUCCUAGAUUACCAGCAGAAUUGUACGAACGCAUGGCUGUGGACAUGUAA
Messenger RNA from Fraxinus pennsylvanica, 1527 nucleotides. Lineage: Eukaryota; Viridiplantae; Streptophyta; Magnoliopsida; Lamiales; Oleaceae. The record is from the annotation of a GenBank genome assembly.